This is a messenger RNA of Papilio polytes (common Mormon), 859 nucleotides long. It is a transcript of the gene Ric, whose product is annotated as GTP-binding protein Rit2. Lineage: Eukaryota; Metazoa; Arthropoda; Insecta; Lepidoptera; Papilionidae. The record is from RefSeq and is a predicted model, not a curated record. The annotation marks the transcript as partial. Gene Ontology annotation, biological process: Ras protein signal transduction. Gene Ontology annotation, cellular component: plasma membrane. The transcript has 5 exons. Gene Ontology annotation, molecular function: GDP binding; GTP binding; calmodulin binding.
UUCACUCAAAUUAAAUCAGCUGUCGAUUUUUCCUAUAUGAAUAAUUCUUCUUUAAUGUUUUUACACGCAAACAAAAUGGAUUUUCACAAACUCUGCUAUCUUUAAAUCAAUAAAUCUGAAUAAAGCUAGCAAAGUGGUGUUAGUAUUAGGCGGUGGUCUGUGCCGAUGGGGUAUCGGGAGUGAGAGACGGGACAGCGGCGGCAGCGGGCGCGGCUCGGAGCCCCAGGCAUGCGGCGGCAUGGCCGGCGAGGCUGCGGGCACGUCGCGCGGCCUCCGCGUCUACAAGAUCGUCGUGCUCGGAGACGGCGGCGUCGGCAAAUCGGCGGUGACGCUACAGUUCGUCAGCCACAGUUUCCUCGACUACCAUGACCCGACUAUCGAGGACUCUUACCAACAACAGGCUGUCAUUGAUGGGGAACCUGCAUUGUUAGACAUCCUAGAUACAGCCGGCCAGGUGGAAUUCACAGCAAUGCGGGAGCAGUACAUGCGUUGCGGCGAGGGCUUUGUGCUAUGCUACUCGGUGACUGACAGGCGAUCUUUCCGCGCUGCUUCAGAGUACAGGAGGCUGUUGGCACAGGCGCGACCCUCGGAAAGGCUGCCUCUAGUCCUUGUUGGCAACAAACUGGAUCUAGCGCCAAGGUUUCGACAAGUGACAACAGAAGAAGGCAAUGCAUUGGCCACUCAGCUCGGUUGUCCAUUCUUCGAGACGUCGGCAGCUUUGCGUCACUUCGUUGACGACGCAUUCCACGCGCUGGUGAGAGAGAUACGACGUCUAGAGAGACAGAGACAGGCAUCAUUGAUGGGUACUGGUAUAUCGACGAGCGGUGGGCGGCGGCGCUGGCGGCGUCUGCGCAGCAUC